Messenger RNA from Aspergillus wentii DTO 134E9, 3130 nucleotides. RefSeq names its product translation initiation factor eIF3 core subunit c (gene nip1). Gene Ontology annotation, biological process: translational initiation. Gene Ontology annotation, molecular function: translation initiation factor activity; translation initiation factor binding; RNA binding. The record is from RefSeq and is a predicted model, not a curated record. The coding region runs from base 151 to 2769 and encodes 872 amino acids. The transcript has 2 exons. Lineage: Eukaryota; Fungi; Ascomycota; Eurotiomycetes; Eurotiales; Aspergillaceae. Gene Ontology annotation, cellular component: eukaryotic translation initiation factor 3 complex.
CCUCACUUCACAACUGAAUUUCCUAUCAGGCACAAGCAUCAACGCUUCAUCCCCUAACGCCCCCGCGCCUCUAACCCCGCGUAUCAGCCAGAGGGCCAGUUUUUCAACUUCGCGACUUUUCGGUUCCGAUACUUUCCCCAAACCGCAAACAUGUCGCGUUUCUUCUACGGUAGCGGUAGCGACAGCGACAGCAGCUCCGACGAGGAGGAGGUCUACAGCGAUCGCGACGAGGUGGAGGACAAGUCGUCUGAGGAGGAAUCUAGCGAGGAAGAAGAUGACUCUGAGGAGGACUCCUCGUCCGAUGACGAGGAUGCUGGCAAGGGUGCCAGUCGUUUCAUGAAGGGUGUUUCGGAUAGUGAGGAUAGCGAGGAUGAAGAGAAGGUCACCGUUGUCAAGAGUGCAAAGGACAAGAGGCUGGAGGAACUCGAGAGCACCAUCAAGUUGAUCGAGAACGCCUCGAAGAUCGGUGACUGGGCAGUCAUCUCAGCAGAGUUCGACAAGUUGAACCGACAGAUUGUCAAGAUUACGCAGGCCGGUCCUACACCUAGAGUCUACGUCAAGGCCGUUGCAGACCUCGAGGAUUUGGUGACAGAGACCACUGGCAAGAUUAAGGCUGGAAAGAAGUUGAACGGUAGCAACUCCAAGGGUUUCAACGCCGUCAAGCAACGUAUCAAGAAGAACAACAAGGAAUAUGCUGCCCAGAUCGACAAGUACCGUGCAGCAAAGGAUGACUACAUGAACGCCGUGGAGGAAGAGCAGAAGAAGCCUGUUGCCGCCGCCCCUACCCCCCGUCCGGCCAAGGCCGAGCGGGUGCAGGCCCCUACUCCGGCUGCGGUCGCUGCUGCUGCUGCUGACGAUGAUGAUGGAUUCGCAACCGUUGGUCGUGGUGGCAAGACCCUGCAAUACACCCCAGAGAGCAUUCUUAAGCACCUCCGCGUUAUCGUCGAAUCUCGCGGAAAGAAGAACACCGACCGCCUUGAGCAGAUUCGUACCAUGGAGAAGCUCUUGGAGGUUGCCCAGAACCCCUACCAGCGCAUCCGUGUCUACUUGACCCUCAUCUCCACUCGUUUCGACCUUACCUCUUCGUCCACCGCCAACUACAUGAGCCCGGAGCAAUGGAAGCUUGCCGAGAAGGAGUUCUCUACUCUUCUGUCCGUUCUCGAGAACAACCGCUCCUACGUCGUUACUGAGGGUGCUGAAGAAUGGGAGGAUGAUGAGAGACAGCCUCAGGUUGCAGAGGGCGAGACCCUCUACAUUCCCGGCAGCAUCGUUUCGUACGUCGAGCGAUUGGACGACGAGCUCACCAGAUCCUUGCAACACAUCGACCCCCACACUGCCGAAUACAUUGAGCGUCUGAGUGAUGAGCAGCAGCUGUACAACAACCUUGUCCGUGCUCAAUUCUACGUCGAGGGUCUCAGCCCGGCCGACAAGAACGACCCCCGCCAGGACGGCAUUAACAGAGUCAUGAUGAGGAGAUUGGAGCACAUCUACUUCAAGCCCUCUCAAGUUGUUACCAUUCUGGAAGAGUCCUCUUCGAAGGCUCUUCCCGCUGAGCUCGAAUCUGCCGCCACUCCCCGUGGAACUACUGGAGACGUUACCAACCUCGUCCAAACCGUCUGCAACUACCUCUUCAAGUACAGCGACGGUAUCCUCAAGGCUCGUGCCAUGCUGUGCCAGAUCUACUUCCUUGCCCUGCACGACCAGUACUACCGCUCCCGUGACCUGAUGCUCAUGUCCCACCUGACGGAGAACAUCUCCAACUUUGAUGUCAGCACACAGAUUCUCUUCAACCGAACUUUGGUCCAGAUCGGUCUGUGUGCUUUCCGUGCCGGUCUCAUCUACGAGGCCCAGAACACCCUCUCCGAAGUCUGCGGCAGUGGACGUCAAAAGGAGUUGCUGGCUCAGGGUAUCAUCCUCCAGCGCUACUCCACUGUUUCGCCCGAGCAGGAGCGUCUUGAGCGUCAGCGCCAGCUGCCUUUCCACAUGCACAUCAACUUGGAGCUGCUUGAGUGCAUUUACCUCACAUCAAGCAUGUUCUUGGAGGUUCCUCUGAUGGCUCAGACUUCAUCUUCUCCUGAGAUGAAGCGCCGUGUCAUCUCCAAGACUUUCCGCCGCAUGUUGGACUACAACGAGAGACAGGUUUUCACCGGUCCCGCCGAGAACACCCGUGACGGUGUUAUCAUGAGCGCCAAGUUCCUUGCCGGUGGAGACUGGAAGAAGGCCGCAUCGAUGCUCAACUCCAUCAAGAUCUGGGACUUGAUGCCCCAGCCUGAGAAGAUCAAGGAGAUGCUGUCCGAGCAGAUCCAGGAGGAAGGCUUGAGAACCUACCUCUUCACCUACGCUCCCUUCUACGACAGCCUGUCUACCGCCACCCUCGCCAACAUGUUCGAGCUCCCCGAGAAGAAGAUUGCCGCCAUCAUCAGCCGUAUGAUCUCGCACGAAGAGCUCGCUGCUGCCCUCGACCAGGUCAAUGGAGCCAUCGUCUUCCGUAAGGGUGUUGAGCUGUCUCGUCUCCAGUCCCAGAUCGUCACCCUUGCAGACAAGUCGAUGAACCUCCUGGAGGCCAACGAGAAGACUCUCGAGCAGCGUACUCAAGGUAUGGCCAACGCCUUCCAGCGCGAUCAGGGCGCCGGCGCCCGUGGUGGCCGUGGGGGUGGCCGUGGAGGUGGUGCUCGCGGCGGCCCCAGACUGCCUGGUGGUCAACAAGGCCGUCGACCAGGUGGACAGCAAUUCGGCGGUGGUGCAUUGGGUGGAGCUAUCAAGGCUUAAAAAAAUGUUUUAAUGGCAUUUCGCUUUUUUCUUUUCUCUCAUGGUUUUAAUGCUCCUCUUGGAAAUCUCAACUGCGUAUGACCCCUUGUUCCAUUAUGGUCACUUGUUCAAAUUUUUUUUAUUUUCUUUUGUCUGGCGGGAAUACAAAAAGACCUCCGUCAUUUUCUUCAUUGUUGUCAUGUAUGCCGUAUCACAUUUGCAGAUGAAUCUCAUGUCUGAAAUGAAAUAAGAGAGAAGCAGAAAGAAGAAAAAGAGAAUGAAAAAAAAAAGUAUCUAUAUUCAAGGCGUUCAUGGCUUUAUAAUUGGAAGUAAGGUUUCUAGUUAGUCGGUAUAGAAUUAAGUCAUUUCAAAUUUUUCUCUC